Molecule: messenger RNA, 1201 nt
Organism: Etheostoma cragini (Arkansas darter)
Lineage: Eukaryota; Metazoa; Chordata; Actinopteri; Perciformes; Percidae
Product: zinc-binding protein A33-like
Exons: 4
Coding region: 237-1130 (297 amino acids)
Molecular function (GO): protein binding
Source: RefSeq, a predicted model, not a curated record
GGGACAGAGCUCCACCCUUCAACUGUCUCACCUGAGACAAACCAGGAACCAGUUUGUUUUUGGUCCUCGCUACAGAGAGACACACAGACGGAAAACAGACGAUCAGAUUCACCUUCAGAUCAAACUAACAACUUCCUCUGAGUGAGUUCAGCUGCAGGAGAGAAAAGUGGAGAACUACAACCCUGCUGCUUCAACCUGCUGAUUCUCCACACUCUGAAGCUUCACUCAGAGACCAAAUGGCUUCCAGAUCAGAGGAGGAUCUCUGCUGUCCGGUCUGUCACGAUGUCUUUAGGGAUCCUGUUCUUCUGUCAUGUAGCCACAGCUUCUGUAAAGACUGUCUGCAGAGCUGGUGGACAGAGAGACCAACACAGGAGUGUCCAGUUUGUAAGAGAAUAUCUUUGUAUGAACCACCUUGUAACCUGGUGUUGAAGAACCUGUGUGAGGCCUUCUUACUGGAGAGAGAUCAGAGAUCAACAAUCCGACCAAUCAAGCGCCUCCUCUCUGACACCCAGUCAGGCUACAAAGCCACUUCCUCUGGCUCGAGCCUUGAAGAAUUCAACAGAAUGCAGGAGAUGAAGAGCUUCAACAUCUGGACCAAGAUGAAGGACAUGGUCUCCUACACGCCUGUGAUUCUGGACCCAAACACUGCUCAUCCAAACCUCAUCCUGUCUGAAGACCUGACCAGUGUGAGACAAGGAGAGAGACAGCAGCUUCCUGAUAACCCAGAGAGGUUUGAUAAAUACCCCUCUGUCCUGGGCUCUGAGGGCUUUAACUCAGGGACUCACAGCUGGGAUGUCGAGGUUGGAGACAGUACAUUCUGGUUUCUGGGUGUGUUAGCAGAGUCUGUCCAGAGGAAGGGAGACAUACUGUCUGGGUUAUGGGUAAUAUGGUUAGAUCAAGGUAAAUACUCAGCAUGGUCACCACUAGAUCCAUCCACUGAUGUCGUAGUGCAGAAGAAGCUCCAGAGGAUCAGAGUGACUCUGGACUGGAACAGAGGAGAGCUGUCGUUCUCUGAUGCUGAUACUAACACACACAUACACACCUUCACACACACUUUCACUGAGAGGGUGUUUCCAUUCAUUAACACUGGGGAUAACGUCCCACUGAAGAUAUCACCAGUGAAGGUGUAACAGUAGAGCAGAGCAGUUAGAGAUAAAGAGGAUGAUUAUAUUCAUGAUGUUUAUUCUUAAAGGAAAAAGUU